CACCAGAGAUCCUUAAGUGCUCCAUGGAUGAAACCCACCCUGGCUACAGCAAGGAAGUUGAUCUGGAACGGAAGUGCCGCCGCCUCUUUCCUGACGUCUCCGGAGGCUCCCUACCCGGUUUCUGUCCACUGCGACCAUGUCUGGACCCGGCAACAAACGCGCCGCUGGCGAUGGGGGCUCAGGACCCCCGGAGAAGCUCAGCCGCGAGGAAAAGACCACGACGACUCUGAUAGAGCCCAUUCGUCUCGGAGGCAUUUCCUCCACGGAGGAAAUGGACUUGAAAGUUCUGCAGUUCAAGAACAAGAAACUAGCAGAGCGCUUGGAGCAGCGACAAGCUUGUGAAGAUGAACUUCGAGAGCGAAUUGAGAAACUAGAGAAGCGGCAGGCUACCGAUGAUGCUACUCUUCUCAUUGUCAAUCGCUACUGGGCCCAGCUGGAUGAAACUGUGGAAACCCUUCUCCGACACCAUGAAAACCAGGGGGAGCUGUCUUCAGGGACAGAGGUGCCCGGAACACAGGAGGGGCCAGUGCAUGAUGAAAUUCUACUGACUGAGCCAGGGACAUCAGAACUGAGGGAUCCCCUGCCAGUGCAGUUGCGGCCUCCCCUCAGUGAGCCAGCUUUGGCUUUCGUGGUGGCCCUGGGUGCUAGCAGUAGUGAGGAGGUAGAGCUGCAGCUACAGGGCCGUAUGGAAUUCUCCAAGGCAGCGGUGUCCCGUGUUGUAGAAGCCUCAGACUGCCUGCAGCGCCAGGUGGAGGGACUCUGUCAGCGAGUAUACAGCCGAGGGGACAGUGAGCUGUCCAAUGAGGGGGCUCGGGCACGCACCCGGGAGCUGGGCCGUGAGAACCGACGACUACAGGACUUGGCUACCCAGCUACAGGAGAAGCACCACCGGAUCUCUUUGGAGUACUCUGAGCUCCAAGACAAAGUGACAUCAUCAGAGACAAAGGUGCUAGAGAUGGAGACUACAGUAGAGGACCUGCAGUGGGACAUUGAGAAGCUGCGCAAGCGUGAGCAGAAGCUCAAUAAGCACCUAGCAGAGGCCUUGGAGCAACUCAACUCUGGCUACUAUGUGUCUGGGAGCUCCUCAGGCUUCCAGGGGGGUCAAAUCACACUCAGCAUGCAGAAGUUUGAGAUGCUGAAUGCAGAGUUAGAAGAAAACCAAGAAUUGGCCAACAGCCGCAUGGCAGAGCUGGAGAAGUUGCAGGCCGAACUCCAGGGGGCUGUGCGGACUAAUGAGCGUCUCAAGGUGGCCCUUCGGAGCCUUCCUGAGGAGGUAGUACGGGAGACGGGCGAAUAUCGGAUGCUGCAGGCUCAGUUCUCACUUCUCUACAAUGAGUCUUUGCAAGUGAAGACCCAGCUGGAUGAGGCCCGGGGCCUGUUGCUAGCCACCAAGAAUUCCCACCUGAGGCAUAUUGAGCAUAUGGAGAGUGAUGAGCUGGGACUACAAAAGAAGCUGCGUACAGAGGUGAUCCAGCUGGAGGACACGCUGGCCCAGGUACGAAAGGAGUAUGAGAUGCUGCGCAUCGAGUUUGAACAGAACCUGGCAGCCAAUGAGCAGGCAGGGCCCAUCAACCGGGAGAUGCGCCACCUGAUCAGCAGCCUCCAAAACCAUAAUCAUCAGCUGAAGGGAGACGCCCAGCGGUAUAAGCGGAAGCUUCGGGAAGUACAGGCUGAGAUCGGCAAACUCCGGGCCCAGGCCAGUGGCUCUGCCCAUUCCAUCCCCAGUGUGGGCCAUCCAGAGGACUCUAGUGUCAGUACCCCAGUUCCAGGGAAAGAAGAAGGAGGGCCGGGCCCUUUAGGUGUCCCAGAGAACAGGAAGGAAUUGGCAGCAGUGCCUAGUGCUGCCACUACUCCAUCCUCAAUGAAAAAGGAGGAGCCUCUCCCUGCAGAGGACGAGGUCCAAGCUGGCACCCCUGGCUCCCAAGGUCCCUCCUCCCGGAUCCGAGAACCUGAGGUCAGGCCCAAGCGGGAGCUUCGGGAGCGGGAAGGACCUGGCCUGGGAGCCCCAUCGGUAGCUUCAGCUCUCUCACGGGCUGAUCGGGAGAAGGCCAAGAUGGAGGAGGCCAAGAGGAAGGAGCCAGAGCUCCUCAAAGGUCUCCGAGCAGAGCUCAAGAAGGCCCAGGAAAGCCAGAAGGAGAUGAAACUGUUGCUGGACAUGUACAAGUCAGCGCCCAAGGAACAGCGGGAUAAGGUGCAGCUCAUGGCAGCUGAACGAAAGGCCAAGGCAGAGGUCGAUGAAUUGCGGAGCCGCAUCCGGGAAUUGGAGGAAAGAGAUAGAAGGGAGAGCAAGAAGAUUGCAGAUGAAGAUGCCCUGCGGCGUAUACGGCAAGCAGAGGAGCAGAUAGAACAUCUGCAACGGAAGCUGGGAGCCACCAAGCAGGAGGAGGAGGCACUGCUGUCAGAGAUGGAUGUGACAGGACAGGCUUUUGAGGACAUGCAGGAGCAAAAUGGGCGGCUUCUUCAACAAUUGCGGGAGAAGGAUGAUGCCAACUUUAAGCUGAUGUCAGAGCGGAUCAAGGCCAACCAGAUCCACAAGCUACUGCGCGAGGAGAAGGAUGAGCUGGGAGAGCAGGUUCUGGGCCUUAAGUCCCAGGUGGAUGCCCAGCUGCUGACCGUGCAGAAGUUGGAAGAGAAGGAGCGGGCCUUACAGGGCAACCUUGGUGGUGUAGAGAAGGAGCUGACUCUGCGCAGCCAGGCCCUGGAGCUCAACAAGAGGAAGGCUGUGGAAGCAGCGCAGCUGGCCGAGGACCUGAAGGUGCAGCUGGAACAUGUGCAGACGAGACUGCGGGAGAUCCAGCCGUGCCUGGCAGAGAGUAGGGCAGCUCGGGAGAAAGAAAGCUUCAACCUCAAGAGGGCACAGGAGGACAUCUCACGACUGCGGCGCAAGCUGGAGAAGCAGAGGAAGGUAGAGGUUUAUGCAGACGCUGACGAAAUCCUCCAGGAAGAGAUCAAGGAGUACAAGGCGCGGCUGACCUGUCCCUGCUGUAACACCCGCAAGAAGGAUGCAGUCCUUACUAAGUGCUUCCACGUUUUCUGCUUCGAGUGUGUGCGGGGCCGUUAUGAGGCCCGCCAGAGGAAGUGCCCCAAGUGCAACGCAGCGUUUGGUGCCCACGACUUUCAUCGUGUCUACAUCAGCUGAACCCAUACCUCAGGGAACUUUGGAACCUAUGGACUCUGGAGGCUGUGCCCCCAGUUCCUCCACACCCUGUCCUUCCAUUCUGGACCCUGUGGGCCCAACAACCCCCUCAACCCCCACCUGGUUGGGGGAGAAUGCUCCAGAACAUCAUCUGGAACGGAUUCAGCCAAGCAUGUGGGGCCUCCACUCUGCAGAAAGGUUGGCUGCGAGGGGUCUGAGGGCCACAGGACACUCAACUGUGCCUAUGGAUGUGGCCAAACCCUUCUAUUAGUCUAUUCUUUCUAUCCAGACCCAGCCCAGCCUUGAAGGGAAUUCCCCAGGCUUUGACCUCCCCCACAAACUGGCUUACAACUCCCAAGGAGGACCAAGUGUGGGCCUCUGAGCCGAAACCUCCAACCCGGGAAGACCUUUUGUCCUAGUCGGGCAGGACUUCUCUCCGUGGGUUCCCUAGACAUUCGGGUCAGCUUUGAGUGCUGAGUGUUUGAUAGGGAUACCAUCCUUUCUCCAGGCCAUUCUCUCAUCUUGGAAGUGCCAGUCCAGGAGUGAGUCUUUGUUGGAAUCAUGCCCCCUUCCAGUCUCAAGCCCACUUAACCCCCUCUAGUGCAUCCCAGUGCACUGGGUCUCUGGACUUGACUUCUUUCAUCCUGGUGGCCUUAAUUGCACAGGAAGCAGAAUUUCCCAGAUGGGGAAAGGACAGACUAGCCUCUGGGCCAACUUCCGAUCAUUCCAGGUAGAAGAGCUUCAUUAAGGCCCUGUGAUGAGCAUGUACCAAGGAAGCUCCCAGUAACUGCCUUCCCAGGCAAACCCUGGGUUGUGGAAACUGAAGCUCCAAAGGGCCUGAAGAAGAGCUGCUGACAGGCAAGGGUCCCUUUGGACCACUGCCUCUCCAGUGAUGUCUUGUAAAGGCUAUUAAA
Suncus etruscus (white-toothed pygmy shrew) is the source of this 4050-nucleotide messenger RNA. It is a transcript of the gene RNF40, whose product is annotated as ring finger protein 40. NCBI's taxonomy places the organism in Eukaryota, Metazoa, Chordata, Mammalia, Eulipotyphla, Soricidae. Bases 137 to 3139 code for a protein of 1000 amino acids. Gene Ontology annotation, cellular component: nucleus; HULC complex. The record is from RefSeq and is a predicted model, not a curated record. Gene Ontology annotation, molecular function: ubiquitin protein ligase activity; metal ion binding. The transcript has 20 exons.